AUGGAGCUCUGCAACGUCGCGACAGAGGAAAACUUGGAGCCAUCGGAUCAGCUAUCCUGCUCCAGCUGCAACCAGCUCGCACUCACCCUGAAGGAGAAGUUUGAGUCCACCGAACGCAACGCGUUGGUUGCAAGCUUGCUGGACACAUGCAACAGCCUAGACAGCCUAUCGGAGGCUUGCUUCAACAUCGUGGCCAACUACUUUGACGAGAUCUAUGGGCUGGCCAAGCAGUAUCUGCAGUCUAAUGAGAUUUGCCGUGAUAUUGACAUUUGUGCAAGUUCUGCAACCGAACGAGAGGCAGCGCUAUCGACCGCAGUCUGGAACGAGGUGACGGUGUGCACAAAGUGCAAGAAAGUGGUAAAGCAUAUGCGCGCUGCUAUCCUGAAAGGCACAACAGAGGCCCAGUUCAGGGAGAAGCUAAAUGGCCUAUGCAUUAAAUGGCACGUCAAGAAGGCUGAGUGCAAGCUGCUCGUUGACGAGUAUUAUCACACUCUCUAUAACUUAUUGAAGAGUUCAAUGAAUGACGAAAGCAUAUGUCGCAUGCUGCGAUUGUGCACCAAGAACAAACAGUUGACAACACCAAUUAGACUGGAAAUUAAACUCUUAGAUAAAAAUCAUGGCGAGGAGCUGCAGUCAGGUGCUGGCCAGUCUGGCGACUGUGAGCUCUGCGAAAUGGUGAUCCUGAAGAUGCGUGAACUCAUAAAAUACCAUAAUGAUAGCAAAAUCGCAUUGGAUCACGUCUGUUAUCUGCUAGAGACGAAAAACCUGGAGAGCCAAUGUAGAAAGAUGUUGAGUCACCACUCCGAUUCGAUUAAGAAACUAGUUUUGUCGAAUAAGGCGCAUCAACAGAUCUGCAGAGAACUAAACAUGUGCCUAUUGUACGAGGCCCAGGAUGCUAUGAAUGUUGACGAGACUCUUGACUCUCUGUCCGAGAAGCGCGAUCAGUUCGAUGUUGCCUGGCGGUUGCAUGCUUUGCCAGCUGGUCGUAAUACAAAUGAAGACGUUCAUCAAUACUAA
This is a messenger RNA of Drosophila navojoa, 1017 nucleotides long. RefSeq names its product prosaposin. The record is from RefSeq and is a predicted model, not a curated record. NCBI's taxonomy places the organism in Eukaryota, Metazoa, Arthropoda, Insecta, Diptera, Drosophilidae.